AUGGGUCGCGGUCCUAAAAAGCACCUCAAGCGUCUUGCUGCUCCUUCGUCAUGGAUGCUCGACAAGCUGGGCGGAACCUACGCUCCCCGCCCCUCGCCCGGCCCUCACAAGCUCCGCGAGUCCCUCCCCCUCACCGUCUUCCUGCGUAACCGCAUGAAGUACGCCCUCACCGGCAAGGAGGUCACUGCUAUUGUCAAGCAGCGUCUCAUCCAGGUCGACGGCAAGGUCCGCACUGACGAGACCUUCCCCGCCGGCUUCAUGGACGUCAUCUCCAUCGAGAAGUCUGGCGAGCACUUCCGUCUCCUCUACGAUGUCAAGGGUCGUUUCACCAUCCACCGCAUCACCCCCGAGGAGGCUACCUUCAAGCUCUGCAAGGUCAAGAAGUGCCAGCUCGGUGCCAAGGGUGUCCCCUACGUCGUCACCCACGACGGCCGCACCAUCCGCUACCCCGACCCCAACAUCAAGGUCAACGACACGAUCAAGUUCGACUUCCAGCAGAACAAGAUCACCGGCCACCUCAAGUUCGAGCCCGGAAACGUCGUCAUGAUCACUGGUGGACGUAACAUGGGUCGUUCCGGUGUCAUCGUCCACAAGGAGCGUCACCUUGGUGGCUUCGACAUUGUCCACGUCCGUGACGUUCUUGACCGCACCUUCGCUACCCGCAUCGGCAACGUUUUCGUUAUUGGUGAGGGCGCCAAGGCCCAGGUCUCGCUCCCCAAGGGCAAGGGUGUCAAGCUCACCAUCACCGAGGAGCGCGACCAGAAGCGCCGCCAGAAGCAGGACGCUUAA
Messenger RNA from Trichosporon asahii var. asahii CBS 2479, 789 nucleotides. RefSeq lists its product as uncharacterized. The transcript is spliced from 3 exons. Gene Ontology annotation, molecular function: RNA binding; structural constituent of ribosome. Gene Ontology annotation, biological process: translation. Lineage: Eukaryota; Fungi; Basidiomycota; Tremellomycetes; Trichosporonales; Trichosporonaceae. Gene Ontology annotation, cellular component: cytosolic small ribosomal subunit; ribosome. The record is from RefSeq and is a predicted model, not a curated record. Bases 1 to 789 code for a protein of 262 amino acids.